Messenger RNA from Phyllotreta striolata, 3819 nucleotides. The record is from the annotation of a GenBank genome assembly. NCBI's taxonomy places the organism in Eukaryota, Metazoa, Arthropoda, Insecta, Coleoptera, Chrysomelidae.
AUGCCACCGCGACUCGGAUUUCUAUUCUUAGUGGAAAGGAGGCACGGAGCAGCGACUCCGCGCAGGGUCGAACGGUACAAAGUCAUGGGCACCACGGUAGUGUGUGCGCUAUUAUUCGGUGCCAUAUUCGGCGUGUUGUCGGCGUCUUUGAGCAAAACGCUGCGCUAUCAGGCGCCGGACGAGUGCAAGUGGGUCGUCGUGGAUAACAGUUCCGAGGAUGACGUCGCUUUGGUGUGCAGGUUGCGCACUAUUAAUAGCGAAUUGGAGAACACCAAUUUCAGUGUUAUUCAACCCCAACACACGGUCCGGUUGAGGUUGGAGUGUAGUGAUGCGUUGUUCUUUCAAAGUUCCUUAAGUGCGGGUAGCUUUCAGCCGCUAGUCGAAUUGCGCGAGUUGUCGAUCGAAUAUUGCAAAAUCGGAAAUUUAUCGGAUGGUGCGUUCCGCGGUUUGAAAGAACUCCGUAACCUAACAGUUCGUACGCAUAACACGGAUUGGUCGGCUAUGACGUUAGAGGUGUCGUCAAACGCGUUCACCGAAGAACUGCGACAGUUGGAAAGACUCGAUUUAGGUGAAAAUAAUAUAUGGAGUUUACCUGAAGGAGUUUUGUGUCCGCUCUACGCUCUCGAGGUGCUUAAUUUAACUCGAAACCGUCUGCGGGAUGUUACGAGUUUCCGCUUCGGUUCGAGUCCCUCCGAAAGAUGUUGCAGUAAUUUGAAACUGUUGGAUUUAUCGCGGAAUAAUAUCGACAGGUUGCCGGCCAGCUCGUUUUCGGGCCUGGCGCAUCUACAGAAACUGUACUUGCAAGGCAACGGUUUGCAUCACCUCGCUGACCGCGCUUUAGAAGGUCUAACUUCUUUGAAUAUUUUAAAAUUAUCUGAUAAUCGUCUAGUCAGUCUUCCGCCCGAGUUGUUCGCCGAUACCAGGGAAAUUCGCGAAAUGUAUUUACAGAACAAUUCCAUAAAUGUGCUAGCUCCUGGAUUAUUUAGUGAACUAAUUCAAAUGCUCGUUUUGGAUUUAUCGCACAAUGAACUUACCGGCGAUUGGAUUAAUACGGCUACGUUUGCUGGAUUAGUAAGACUCGUUGUGUUAGAUAUUUCUUAUAAUCGAAUAAUGAAACUAGAACAAUCAGUAUUUAGAGAUUUGUACAGCCUACAGAUUCUUAGAAUUAACGAUAAUUUUAUUGAACAUAUACCGGAGAAUACGUUUUCUGCUUUAUAUAAUCUGCAUACAUUAAUAAUUUCGAAUAAUAAGCUGACAAAAAUAGAGAGCGACACGUUCAAUGGUCUGUAUGUACUUUCUCUUCUGUCGAUCGACAAUAACAAGAUUUCAUCAAUACACCCGGAGGCGUUGAAGAACUGCUCGAGUUUACAGGAUUUACAUUUGAACGGUAAUAAAUUGAUACAAGUACCGGAGGUGCUGAAGAAAGUUCCUUUAUUAAAAACUCUCGAUUUAGGCGAAAACCACAUUAGCUUAAUAUCGAAUGAGACUUUUAGUGAUUUGAAACAAAUGUACGGACUGAGACUGACCGAAAACAACAUAGGAAACAUAACUAGAGGAGUUUUCGAUAGAAUGACUGCCUUAAAAAUACUGAAUUUAUCUAGAAAUAAAAUACAAAAAGUCGCACCGGGCUCCUUCGAUAGCAAUCUUAACUUACAGGCUAUAAGACUGGACGGUAAUUAUCUGACCGAUAUUGGAGAAUUAUUCGCUAAAUUACCGAGUUUAGUAUGGUUGAAUAUAUCCGAUAAUCAACUGAAAUGGUUCGAUUACGCCCUGAUACCUACUGGUUUACAAUGGCUAGACAUCCAUUCAAAUCAAAUCGAGGAACUUGGCAAUUACUUCGAAAUCGAAUCGACGUUAUCUCUUAGCACCUUCGAUGCCAGUUCGAAUAAACUGACUGAAAUUACGGGCAGCGCUAUCCCCAACAGCGUGGAAGUUUUAUUUUUGAACGACAAUCUCAUAUCCAAGGUGCAAUCGUACACGUUCUUCAAGAAACCGAACUUGACUAGGGUGGAUUUGUUUGGAAAUAAAAUUACUAGUCUCGACCCUAAUGCCUUGAGGAUAUCAGCUGUUCCGCCAGAGAAGGACCUACCGGAGUUUUACAUUGGCGGAAAUCCUUAUCAGUGCGAUUGUACGAUGGAAUGGUUACAAAAAGUCAACGUUGGUAAUCGAGCUCGCACUCAACCGAAAUUAGUCGAUUUGGAAAGUAUAUAUUGUCAAUUAUUAUAUAACCGAGGCACCACAUACGUUCCUUUGGUCGAAGCGGCUCCGUAUCAAUUCCUUUGUACGUACGAAACACAUUGUUUCGCCCUAUGCCAUUGUUGUGAUUUCGACGCUUGUGAUUGUGAAAUGACUUGCCCUCUCAAUUGUACUUGUUAUCACGACCAAUCUUGGUCAGCCAACGUCGUCGAUUGCUCUUCGAGCGGAUACGUAACCAAACUUCCUGACCAAAUUCCAAUGGACGCAACGCAACUUUACCUUGACGGUAACGAUCUGCGGUCGCUCAACAGUCACGCGUUCAUCGGCAGAAAACGGUUAAAAAUACUAUUUUUAAAUAAUUCAAACAUCGAAAUUAUACAUAACAGGACAUUUAAUGGUUUGAAGGAAUUGGAAAUUCUACAUCUAAAUGGAAAUCGAUUAAGUGAAUUAUACGGCUACGAAUUCGAAAGUCUCGAAAGUUUAAUGGAAAUACACCUCCACUACAAUCGUAUAACGAUGAUAAACAACAAUACGUUCACCGGCCUGAAGAAGUUGCGAGUUUUGAAACUCGAUCACAACAGAUUGGUGGUUUACAACAUGUGGAAUUUACCGUCGACCUUAAUAGAAGUAACGCUAUCGAACAACCCCUGGUCUUGCGAUUGCGAAUUUACGGAACGUCUUCGUGAGUGGAUGCGCCGCGGAGAUGCCGUGCAAGAUUCUUCGUUGGUAAAAUGCAUUUUCAAUGCAACCGAUAUAGACUUCUAUAACUUAGACGCAUACUUGGACAGUGCCGAUACCGGUUUCUUCGUGAACCAAGAGAACGGUUCGUGUACGGGCGUCGCGAACAUAGAUAAUAGCAUAAACGGCAACCUAACAGCAACGAAAACCAUCAUACAACGUCAAGUUAUUCAGGAUUAUUUACCACUACUUGUAAUUACGUUGACCGUCUUCGCCGUUAUCGUCUUGUUGACGUUGAUUAUAUUCAUUUACAGACAAGAGGUGCGCGUUUGGUUCCAUUCGAAAUUCGGCGUUCGGUUGUUCCAAAGGGCCGGCGAGUUAGAUCGCGACGAACGAGAGAAAUUAUUCGACGCUUUCGUUAGUUACAGUUCGAAGGACGAGGCGUGGGUGGCGGAAGUCCUUGCUCCCAAACUCGAGCCGCAGUACAAGCUCUUGCUGCAUUACAGAGACUUUCCCGUCGGCGCUUUCCUCGCCGAUACGAUCGUGCAGGCCGUGGAAUCCUCCAAACGAACUAUAAUGAUCUUAUCGGAAAACUUCAUUAAAUCGGAGUGGUGUCGGUUCGAAUUCAAAUCGGCCCAUCAUCAGAUCCUGCGGGAUCGCAGGCGGAGAUUGAUCGUCAUAUUGUUGGGCGAAGUGCCGCAUAAAGACUUGGAUCCGGACAUUCGUUUGUAUUUAAAAACUAACUUGUAUCUACAGUGGGGUGAUAAACUGUUUUGGGAAAAGCUCAAGUACGCGCUACCUGAUGUGACCAAUCAAAGGCAUUUGAAUUCGAUGAGGAAUCCGCACGUGCAUCAUCACGUUCAUCGACACAGUGCUAGAGGACAGCCGCCUAAUCCUCCGGGCAACUGCAACAAUUCCACGAGGACGGUGGCGAUUCACAUAUGA